GCGCUGCAGAUGCUGGAUGGCAGGAUUGUCAGACCAGCUUUGCUAUUUAGUAUCCACUACUGUCAUCUGUCUGCUAUUGCCAUAAAGAAUGUGCCUCUGACAAGAAGGUCUGAGUUGCAUUUUCUGGGACUGCUUGGAAGGGAAAUCAGGUAAUUACUUACUGAAUUGUCCUUCUGUUUGUGGGCCUAUAACUUGACAGAUUCUCUUGUUCCUAUGCUGACUCUCGUUAGUGGUAGGCUGUUAAUUACAAGAUGUGAUAACUCCUGCUCUUUUCAAGCUCUUUAGCAGCGGAAGCUUUAACACCAGGCUGGCCUUUAUGCUCGUGACUGCGGGUCAGUCACAUAGGUGUAUAUCCUGGAGGACCAAACUUCAAAAAGCAGACUAUUUUCCUUUUUUAUCCCUUAAAUUAAACUUUCUGUGCAGUGAGUAUACUCUAAAUGAGCAUGUAGAACCUUUCAUGUAAAAUAAACUUAAUCCUACUGGACACGAUGUGGGGUUUGUUCAUAACAUUUUGACACCAAAACUUGAAAUUUGAGACGUGAAAGUAAAUAUUGAGCCAAUGGAGUUUGUGUAGAACACUUGUAUGAAGGCUGUUUGUUGCCUUUUCUUUUUUGCUGUUCUCACUACUAUCCAUAAGCAGAAUAUAUUAAAUCUCAUGCAAUGCAGCCACCCUAAAUUUAGAUCAAUCAAUCCUUUAUAUCAGAAAGCAGUAUCCUUUAUUUAAUCUGCAAAGAUGUGUGUGUAUGUGUUGUCUCAACUAAGUUGUGCACAAGAAAACCUGGGAAUUUCACUGCACAUUUUUGCAACGUAACAAAUGAGCAUAGUCUCCAGCUGUGUUCUUAGGGCUGCCUCACAACUUCAGUGGUGCACUUCACUCUGAUGCGUGUGUACAAGCAUUGUCUGUAGAUACACGCUUAUGUGUCGGGUUAUUUAAUACCUAGAUAAUCACAUGAAGUCCCAGACAGCAGAUGCAAUUCUUUAUGCUCUGUUUGCCUUAUGGACAACUUAAGCAUAAUUUUUAGGUAACAUAGUAUCAAUGCAAUUUUUUUUAACGAUCUUAACAGCCAUGGCGUUGUGCUAAUCUGCUGUUUGAAUGUAUUUAGGAAAUGAAUUGGCCUUUUUCCAAGCUGGUUAAGAUCAGCAAAACCGUGUAAAAAAAAUUCUGUAAACUAUGGUAAAAUUAACCUCCUGGCUUGUUAAAUAUUAACAAGGUAUUUCAAAUAUCUAUCAUUUUGCAUCAAAUGUAUAAUAAUACAUCAAAUCUGGAUGAUUCUUGCUGCAAAGCUAACAGCAUUUUAGAAUUGUCCAAUGGACUCUUUAUUUCCAAGCAGAAGAGUGUUGCAAUACAGUUCUUGCUUCAUGUGUUGUCUAAUUAUUGCUAGGAAGAGCAGACUCUGCACAUUUAAAGAGUGCAUUUCAUCUGAAUAAUAAGAAACUUAGGAACAGCACCUGUAAGCAGUAAUUUCUAAUAUGUUGGUUUUUAAGUAGCUGUCUAUGAAAUUAUGAUAUUCUCCCUAAUCUGCAGUAUUUAACAGCAGUAGAUGUUUUAGUAGAUCUUAGAGAAAGUAAAAUUCCCAGUGUACAGGUGGGACACUGUAAGAUAUGGCCAUGUAGAGUAUAUACUUUAGACAUAGUUUUUUCUAAGGAUUUGUCUUUUGCAGCCUGCAUGACAGGCACUGUAUAUAGUGUGAUUAGCUGUAAUGUAAAGCUACCUAAAGCUUAACGGCAUAAUCACUGUCUCGGUCUAUGCUGCUGGAAAAAUAUCUGACACUUAUUUCAAAUCUCCAGUGGUAUUUUCCAUCCUAGCCACAAAAAUCUCCGUGACAAAUUUUGCAGGAUGGCUUCCUGUAUACAAAAAAAAAUUCUUCCCUGUAGCUUUGCAGAUCCAUUUGCUGCAUUCCCAACUCUCAUCUGCCUGGGAAGCAGUAUCAGUCUAUUUAUGCUAAAGGACUUACCUGACCCACAGGUUGCAUUACUCCUUUUGGGAGCUCCAGAGUUUUAAUGGUUCAGGGAGUAGGUAUGUCGCUUCUGAUCCUGCAGCCCCAUUCCCCAGUCAUCUUAGGUACGCUAGGAUGUUCUGUAUAACUGCACACAGUUAAAGCCUUUUUUUCAGGUCAGGUGCAAUACGUAUGUUUGGAUGUUGCUCAUCAGCAAAAAUGAAUAUGCCCUUAAGUUGCAUGAAAUGUAUUGAGGGCUUAGUCCUACCAGACACUGGCAGGCUUUUGGUGUUCCAGGUCCUCUGUAACUUGCAGGAUUCAGGCCUCAGUAAUACGAGGUACGAUGUCUCGAGUACUCUGAAGAUCUGGAUUUCCAUAUUGAGUUCUGACACCAAGUGUUAAUUAAUCUUCUGCUCAGUAAUAUCAGGAAACUUCCUUUUUUGAUGCAGUGAAUCUAACUAGGAUAGCAGACAGUAGGGCUCUGUUAUGGGUUAACAUCAUGUGCUCUGUACCAGGUCAUGGAAAGCUUCGAUUCUUGUUUGUUUCUCCGUAGGUAUGAAAUAUAAUGGCUCUUAAUCAAUAGGGUGUAAAGCAGUAGACUCCUAACACAGUAUAAAAUCACCUUUCAUGUGGAUUUUUAGUAACUUACUAAGAUAGCCCAUUGAAAGAUUUCUAUCAUUUUUCCUAGCCAGGAUUAGAUCACAUGUUCAAAAAAUGUCUUGGAAUGACAAAUGUCAAGGAGCUCAGCAUGUAUUUUAAUCCCUCUUGUUUUCAAAAGUGUAAUUUACUUACGUUGCAUGUUAAUUAAAAUGCUGUCUGUGGUGUCUCCUUAAUGGUCUGUAUUGUUUUGAUUGUUCAUAAGUUUAAUAUUUUAUGUUGAUGUCAGUACAGUGUAUAUAAACUUACAUUUUUGGAUUGUUAUACUGAAUCAUGCCACUGAAUUAUGCUGCAUAGGCUGGAACUUGUUCCUGUAAAUUUGGGUGAAUGCAUUAGAUGGUAGAAGUCUUUUUUUGCUUUCACAACCUGUACACGUUACAGUCUGAACACAUAUUUUAAUUAUUCAUUAGUACGUUGUAGACUUCAGCCUCCUUACCAACUAAUCCAGGAAGUUGCUGAAAUGGGUGGCAGUCUUUCUGCUGGCUUCAGAAGCUUUGGAUUGUACAGUAUUAGUAGUGUAUUCUUCACUCUGUGGGGCUUUAUACUUUGUCUGUUUAUGUACUGAGCUGAAAUAGUAGAGAAAAUGCAACCAGACCUUCCAGCUGCUGUCAGUAAAUAGAAAAGGGAGUUUCUCCUGUUUUGCAUAUGGCAUCAGUACACACGUGUUGUCCAAAUCAUUAGACUUCUCCUGGACAGAACAAAAACUUUUCAUCUUUUUCCUUUACUGCUACAAACAAGAACAAGCUUAGGGGUUGGCUGUGAUGUUUCCAGGACUUUGGUGCUUCUCUGCAGCCAUCUUUGUUAAAGUAUGGAUGUUUACUCUGCGUUUUGAUCCUGAAUCUCCAAUGACACAGUGAAUAUAAAAGGACCAUUUGAUGGAAUUACAAAUAACGUGUAAUAGUCCAUGAUGUGAAUGAGCUGACAGAAAAGCUGUUUCCAAUCGUUGAAGCCAUGCAGAAACACUUCAGUGCUGGGUUGGGGACCUACUACAGCGACUCAAUCUUCUUCUUGUCAGUUGCAAUGCAUCGCAUCAUGCCCAAAGAAAUAACACAGAUCAUCCAAGUAGACUUGGACCUGAAGUACAAGGCCAACAUCCAAGACCUGUUUGAUGAGUUUGACAACUUCCCGGAGGGAGCAGUCAUUGGGAUUGCCAGGGAAAUGCAGCCAGUGUACAGACACACAUUCUGGCAGUAUCGCCGUGAGAACCCCCAAACCAAAGUAGGGGACCCACCUCCUGACGGUCUGCCGGGCUUCAACAGCGGUGUCCUGCUCCUGAACUUGGAAGCCAUGAGGCAAUCCAAGCUCUACAACCAGCUGCUGGAGCCUGCCAUGGUGCAGAAGUUGACAGAGAAGUACCACUUCAAGGGCCACCUUGGGGACCAGGAUUUCUUCACCAUGGUGGGGAUGGAGCACCCAGAGCUCUUUCAUGUGCUUGAUUGCACAUGGAACCGGCAGCUUUGCACAUGGUGGAGGGACCAUGGCUACAGCGACGUGUUUGACCAGUACUUCCAGUGCGAGGGUGAGGUAAAAAUUUACCAUGGGAACUGCAACACCCCAAUCCCUGAAGACUAAGGCUCCCACCACCCCCAGGAGCAGUUCUGACUGCAGCAAGCCUUGCAAACCCAUAGUGGCUGCACCAGCAGUCCCUCGUUAAGGGCGGCCAGCCCUGAUCCAUUGCAUCCCAGGGGCAUUCACUAUCCCACUGCCUGUAAACUCAUCCCUCCAGGAGGAAGUGCAGUCCAGUAGUUGGAACAGGACAUCCACGGUCACCAUGCCUGGGGCUCAGCUUCUGGCUCUGCUUGAGGUGAGACCAUGGUGUCUGUCUGUGCCACAGCCACCAGGGCAUGGUGACAGCCAAGGGGCCAUAAGGUGACUGCUACUGUUGCAGGUGGCUGGGUGCUGCUCCCUGGGUGCUGUGCAGCCUUGCCUUCUCUAAUGAUCAGCAGGAGACCAUGGCCAGGCAGUUGGGUUUCAUUUUAGCAUUCCUUGGUGGCCUGUUUCUGCGCCUCAUGCAGAGCAUCUGUCUGGUCCCUCUGGACAGCAGACACUGUCCUCAGGUCAUCUUCCUUUUCAAGCAUUCCAGAAAGACGAGGGGGUUUUAAAGACAGAAAAGCUGCUUUAAAUUGGGUUGCUUACAAACAAAAAUUGAAUGCUAGAUGAGCUUUAAAGCCUCCUGUUUGUUCUUCUUAGCAAUAAAAGCUUUACUCCCCUGUCUUGUCUGAAAAGUGUUCAGUGAGCGUGUACCAAUAGGUUUAUGUUUCUAGUGUUGCCUUUAACCUUUUGUACAAGAAUAAAGCAGCAGAUGUAAGAAACACUCAGCUGUUUUUCUGCAGCACAAUUGAAGUCCUGUGCAGUAGGAGGUUUCAUGCUCUUCUUAUUAUGAUGAAAAAGUAGUUGAUGUGUAUCUGUUGGGCAGUUGAAUGUGGUGCCCCAGGUAGUUUAUCACUGCAAUUAUCCCACACCUGUCCUGAGC
Messenger RNA from Cuculus canorus (common cuckoo), 5067 nucleotides. RefSeq names its product xyloside xylosyltransferase 1 (gene XXYLT1). Gene Ontology annotation, molecular function: UDP-xylosyltransferase activity. The transcript has 4 exons. NCBI's taxonomy places the organism in Eukaryota, Metazoa, Chordata, Aves, Cuculiformes, Cuculidae. The record is from RefSeq and is a predicted model, not a curated record. The coding region runs from base 3546 to 4166 and encodes 206 amino acids.